CCAGACAUAACAGAACUGAGAGAGAGAGAGAGAGAGAGAGAGAGUUCAAUCCAUUCAUUUGACAGUUCUUCAAGAUCUCUUGAAAUUUCUCCAUUUCCAUCUUAAUAUCUCUGUCUCUCAUGGCCAAACAAGCAUUCAAUCCAUUUCUACUUGUCCUUUUGGUGAUAUCAAGUUCAAUUCACCAGUCAGCUCAGCUCGAAUACACUCAAUCACAAGCUCUCUUCAGAGUCCAGAAGCUCUUCCACUACCCACCAGCUCUGAGCAGCUUCUACAAAACCACAGACUUGUGCAACAUUGACCCAACCCCAUCCUACACAUUAGUCUGCUAUGAAGACAGCUUAACUCAGUUGCAGAUCAAUGGCCAAGAUGGGAUUUUCCCACUCCCUCAGCAUUUUUCCACCUUUGAUUUCUUUUCCAUUCUCACUGCUUUUUCAAGCCUGAGAGUCCUCUCUCUGGUCUCUCUUGGGCUUGGAGGGCCUAUACCUAAUGUUGUUGGGAAUUUAUCUUCUCUUGAAAUAUUGAACAUGAGCUCCAACAGCUUCUAUGGUGCAAUUCCCGAGGAGGUUUCUCAUCUGAAGAAUCUUCAGACUCUCAUAAUUGAUCACAACAGGUUGGUGGGUCAAGUACCCAGUUGGCUCAGCUCUCUUUUACUCCUGGCUGUCUUGAGUUUAAGGAACAACUCUUUGAAUGGGUCACUUCCAAGUACAUUUUCAUCUAUGGAAUCACUCAGGGUUCUGGCUCUCUCAGGAAAUGGCUUAUCUGGGGACAUUCCUGAUCUUCACAACUUGACUAAUCUUCAAGUUCUUGAUUUAGAUAACAACCACUUUGGGCCACGUUUUCCUAACUUAUCCACCAGAUUGGUCUCCCUAAACUUCAGCAGGAACAAAUUUGCACUUGCCAUUCCUGAGAAGCUAAGAUCCUUUUAUCAGCUCCAGAAGUUUGAUGUUUCACUGAAUGGAUUUGUGGGACCCUUUUUUCCACCGCUGAUGUCUCUUCCUUCAAUGAGGUAUCUUGACAUUAGUGGGAACAAGUUCACAGGAGUGCUCUUGCAGAACAUGUCCUGUAGUCCUGAACUUGCAUUUGUGAACAUCUCUUACAACCUCUUGACAGGAGACUUGCCAACUUGCCUCAAAUCUGAGUUUAAGGUUGUUCUUUAUUCCAAGAACUGCCUGAAAAAUGAAGAUCAGGAGCAACGCCCAUUGGUUUUCUGCCACAAUGAGGCUCUGGCAGUUGAUGUUUUGCCUCCACAGCAGAAGCGUGAGAAAAGAAAAGGUAAAGCUAAAGCAGCUCAUGUGUUUGGUGUAGUUGGAGGAGUUGUUGGAGCAGUCACAGCUAUGGCACUGCUAUUUUUCUUGGCUUUUAUGAGGCUACAACGAAGAAGUGAAGUUAAGCCGCCUACGGCGCGAUUGAUAACAGAGAAGGCGUCGACCAUAUGUAAUGUGAAGCUGCUUUCUGAUGCAAGAUACAUAUCGCAGACAAUGAAAAUGGGAACCAGCAUUCCAGCCUACCGGACAUUUGCUUUGGAGGAGCUCAAGAAUGCUACGAAUAACUUCAAUAAUUCAUGUUUAUUGAAAGACGGUUCCCAUUGUCAGAUAUACAAAGGUAGGGUAGCAGACGGCACUCUUUUCGCUGUCAGAAGCAUCAAAAUGGCAAAAAGGCACAGUCCUCAGUACUAUAUGCCCAUCAUCGAGAGGAUCUCUAAGCUCAGACAUGAAAAUUUGCUUAGUGCUCUUGGACACUGCUUCGAGUGCUACCCCGAUGAUUCCAGUGUCUGCAGAAUCUACCUUCUGUUUGAAUUUGCUGUGAAUGGGACGCUCAGAGACCAAAUUUCUGGAGGACAUUCAAGGACAACAUUUUCUUGGACUCAGAGAAUUGUAGCUGCUAUGGAGAUCGUGAAGGGUAUUCAGUUUCUGCAUACGGGAAUCGUGCCCGGCGUGCACUCCAAUAACAUGAAGAUUACAGAUGUUCAGUUGGAUCACGAUCUUCACAUUAAGCUCAGCAAAUAUAAUCUACCCCUCUUAUCAGAAGAUUGUGGAACGGCAAGUUCUCGUGUUCCCAGAGCCAAAGGAAGUAACCACACGAGGGGAAAAGAUAAUGAAAAGAGUGAUAUCUAUGAAAUAGGAGUAAUUUUGCUAGAACUCAUAGCGGGAAGGCCAUUCACGUCCAAUGAUGAAGUUCGUCUUUUGAAAGAUCUUGUACAAGUAAGCUUGUCAGCUGACGAUGGGGCGCGAAGGAGCAUAGUCGAUCACACUUUGCAAAAGGACUGUUCAGAUAAAUCACUCAGAAUAAUGAUGGAUAUUUGCAUUAGGUGCUUGUCGGAGGAGCAAAGUAAUAGGCCAUCAGUUGAGGAUGUGCUUUGGAACUUGCAGUUCGCAACACAGGUUCAAGAUUCGUCGAGGCAUGAUUUCCAAUUUGAGCAAGAACUCACGGUGCCAUCAUCACUGGAAUUGUAAAAUGUCGACUUCAUGUGCAUUUUCCACAUCAAAAAUUGCAAAUGCAGGAUGAACCUUCUUUAUUUCCUGCCACUUGAGGUACAUAAAAGCAAUCAGGAAGUUGUUUUUUGAAGGCCCAAGCGAGUUCUCGAGAGAGAAUUUCGCGUUGGUGCUUGACACGGUUUAUAUUCUUUGUUCCAUGUUGAUGAAUUGUAUUACUGACAUGAAUUUAGCUUGCUCCUGGCCAUUCUGGUAUCAAACAUCCUCGUUCAAAGAGCUUGGCUGAA
Messenger RNA from Syzygium oleosum, 2719 nucleotides. Its product is annotated as probable inactive leucine-rich repeat receptor-like protein kinase At3g03770. Gene Ontology annotation, molecular function: ATP binding; receptor serine/threonine kinase binding; protein kinase activity. Gene Ontology annotation, biological process: protein phosphorylation. The record is from RefSeq and is a predicted model, not a curated record. Lineage: Eukaryota; Viridiplantae; Streptophyta; Magnoliopsida; Myrtales; Myrtaceae. Bases 120 to 2453 code for a protein of 777 amino acids. The transcript has 7 exons.